Canariomyces notabilis is the source of this 807-nucleotide messenger RNA. RefSeq lists its product as uncharacterized. The transcript has a single exon. The record is from RefSeq and is a predicted model, not a curated record. Lineage: Eukaryota; Fungi; Ascomycota; Sordariomycetes; Sordariales; Chaetomiaceae. The coding region runs from base 23 to 472 and encodes 149 amino acids.
GGGCCAUAGUGGAGAUGUGGAAAUGCCUUGCGUCAGACUCGGCUCGGGCCAUGAUCAACCGACUCGCCACGAAACUGAAGCCGAACUCGGCUCCAGCCUCCCGGGAAUAGCCCAAGUGAGGCCGGGCCGCGGCUGGGGCCGACCUGCCAGGAUAUUAGGACAGUUCAGUCGCUCAACGCGUCUUAGGUCUACUAAAACACCAUGGGCUCUAGGUAGGCAUUGCGGUUCUUCUUUAAUACAGACCGUAGGUAUUCCUUCAGUCAAGCUGAGCCCUGUUACUAAUAGUCCGGACACAUCUGAGGAAUCUCUCACUCGACUAGAAACGGUCCUUCUUUCUACAUGUAGCCCUCAGCAGGAAUACAUCUACCUGAACGAGAAGCUGUACAAGUACCAUCUCUUCCUCGACAUCCUCACUGGAAACAUUGCCGUGGUGGACAGGGUAUCAUCGUACUCAAGAACAGAGGAUGGUUAGGGAACGUUCCCGCUACUAAACGCAGGUACGACCAGCCGAGGGCGUCACUUUAAAGUCCAUCGUUGGCAGCUGGAAUGUCACCAAGUGUGGAGCAAUCUACAAGACUCGAGGCGUUGGGAAAGGUUUACUGUCUGAUAUAUCCAUGUCCCAGAAAACCAUCUCUAUAGCGAUACCUGGCAGCGAAAGCCUUGUUCAGGUUCUCAUGGGAGAAAGUAAGUAGUGACUAAGUACUCUGUACUCACAGGACUCUUCCCACCGGACAUUGUUCUUGGUCGUUGGGUUUUUGUCGGUUCUAUGGUGCCGCUAUAAGCGUGCAAAAAACCGCACUUAGUGCG